AUGCAGGAGGAUGCCGAGAGCAGAAUCGUAGAGAAAAUGAAAAACAUGCAGGGAGAAAGAGUCAGUCAUGCAAUCAAAAAGAGCGUUAAGAAUGGGUUCAUUAGCAAACGCAUGUUUAACGUGUACAACGAUCUCGUGAAGAAACACUGCAGGGAAUUCACCUUCGCAGAUGUGGUGCUUACUCUCCAGGCGUAUGCCCUGAGCAAGGAGAGGAAUUUUGAAGUGUACUCCAUUUUGUCGUGCCGGGCGCUGCGCCUCUUCAGGGGGGAGGCAGAAGUGGAGAGCAAAAAAAGGGAAGACGCCGGUGGGAGGGGUGGUGAAACGUACGAUGCAAGCAGCUUCGAAAGGGGUGGUGAAACGUACGAUGCAAGCAGCUUCGAAAGGGGUGGUGAAAGGUACGAGGCAAGCAGCUUCGAAAGGGGUGGUGAAAGGUACGGUGCAAGCAGCUUCGAAAGGGGUGGUGAAACGUGCGAGACAAACGGCGGAGGGGGGAUCCCCUAUGACCCAGAAAGGCAUAAGUACAUUUACAGGUACAUCGUGGCGAGCAACCAGCUGAACUACUCAGACUACGAACUGAUGCAGCUCUUCGUAGAGGAAAUCAAAAGGCACUUCCACCACUACGACAUGAAGCGUAUUUGUAUGAUCCUGCACGCACUGUCUAAAUUGAAGAUAAGUGAUGUGGACCUACUUGAUAGAGCAUGCCAUCAUAUUUUGAAGAACUUCAACCAGGUUAGAUGUAACCACAUCAAUCACCUCAUUUCGGCUUACUCUCCAAAGACUAGUGGUGGCAACCACGAGGUGUUGCUUCUCAGGUUGGUUAAUUACAUCUGUGCAAAUGUGAAAUCGAUGGAUUCCAUUUCUGUGUACAACACGCUGGUGCAGAUUGGGCCCAUCCUGCAGAGGCUGUCGCGCAGUGGGGAUGGGUCAGCAAGGGAGGAAGUGGCUGUAGAGGGGGAGAUGUCGAAUGGGAUGGGCGAAGAAGUCCCUCGGAGGGGGGCGGACGACGAACAGAGGGAGUACUGCCAUUUGGUGAAAAGCACCCAUGGAGAGGACCCCCAAGCGGGCGCCAACGGCGGAAGCAACGGCCGAAGCAACGGCGGAAGCAGCGGCCGAAGCAACAUUGUGGACCGCGUAGUGCCGCUGCUCUUCAGCAGGGUCAACACCUGCAUUGCCUUCCUCUCGUUGAAGCAACUGGUAAAACUGCUGUGCUCCUACAGAGAGCUGAACUACUUCAACUACACCUUUGUGUACAAGCGACUGCUACUGUUCCUUCUGUCCAAGUUAAGGACCCAACAUAAGGCCCUCGCAGGAGAAUACAUAUCGAUACUUGAGUAUGUCACCUGCCUCCCCUAUGUGGACAGUAACAUAGAAGAAAUUAUUAACAUAGUCACGGUGAAUAUCCCCAAGGUACUCCCCUACAAUCAUGAGCACUUAUGUCGUUUGCUUCACUGCUGCAAGAGACUGCAAAUUUGUGACGAUGCCAUUCUCUCCAGGGUCGAUUACUUAGUUAUUAGAAACAAGCGUAACUUCGAACGGGUUAGCACUGUCGAGCACGCCAGUCAGGUCAGCAAGGGAAUUUGUGACUACUUGUAUGUGAAUUUAGCGAACGAGAGGAAGGGAAUUUAA
This is a messenger RNA of Plasmodium cynomolgi strain B, 1626 nucleotides long. RefSeq lists its product as hypothetical. The coding region runs from base 1 to 1626 and encodes 541 amino acids. Lineage: Eukaryota; Apicomplexa; Aconoidasida; Haemosporida; Plasmodiidae. The transcript is spliced from 2 exons. The record is from RefSeq and is a predicted model, not a curated record.